UCCACCCCGACCAGAGCACGCAGGUCGCCACCUCGCCGAGGAGAGAGACGGGGAGGGAGGCAGAGAGAGAGAGAGAGAGAGAGGAGAGCGCCCCACUUCACUCCACCUCUCCACUCCGCAGGUCGCCGCGCCGAGUGGCUCCUCCGAAUCGGAGCCCUCCUGCUUCGCCUAACCCUAACUCUCCCGCCGCCGCCCGUCCGCCGUGGGGCGCCGCCGCAGGCAGGCAGGAUUUGGAGCUGAGAGUAAUGAAAUAAGAUGCUCCUCAAAAGCAAAUUCAAGCUGGCCACGGCCGUCGGCAUCAUCUUGUCCAUGCUGUCACUGCUGGUGCACCUUUUCCUUGCAAAUUAUUCUGCCGGGGGAAUUAGUAAGUACAGCGUGGACAAUGUUCUUCCAUUUGGAUCGAAGCCUCGACCCCGUAGGUUGUGGGGUCCAUUGAGUACACUUGAUCACCUACACCCUUAUGCAAAACCUAGACAAUUGUACCCUGCUCCAGCUAAGGAUAAUGGUUUUAUUUAUGCAAAGAUUUACGGUGGCUUUGAGAAGAUACAGUCUUCAAUCUGUGAUCUUGUCGCCGUUGCCAGGCUCUUAAAUGCCACUCUUGUUAUUCCUGAGAUACAAGCGACAACUCGUGCAAGAGGCAUCAGUUCAAAUUUCAAAAGUUUUUCGUAUCUCUAUGAUGAAGAGCACUUCAUUGCUGCACUUUCCGAUGACGUGCCAAUAGUGCGGGGUUUGCCAAAGGAUCUUAGAGAGGCUAGAAAAAAGAUCAAAUUCCCGACAGUAUCUCCUAAGAAUACAGCCACUUCAGACUAUUACACCACAGAUGUCUUGCCCAGACUUGUCAAAUCAAAAGUCCUUGGGAUAAUCGUUAAUGGAGGUAAAUGUCUCCAGUCAAUUCUUCCUGCAAGCUUGGAGGAACUUCAGAGACUUAGGUGCAGGGUAGCUUUCCAUGCUCUCAAGUUCCGUCCAGAAAUUCGGUCUCUCGGUAGCCAAAUAGUAGGAAGGUUGCGAGCAUCUGGUCGUCCUUAUCUGGCAUAUCAUCCAGGAUUGCUAAGAGAUACUCUAGCUUUUCAUGGUUGUGCUGAACUUUUCCAGGACAUCCAUACAGAAUUGAUUCAGUAUAGAAGGAAUCAGAUGAUCAAACGAGGAACUGUGAAGGAACAACUAACUGUUGAUUCAGUGUCCAUAAAGAAAAAUGGUUCAUGUCCACUGAUGCCAGAAGAGGUUGGACUUCUACUCCAAGCAUUAGGUUAUCCAUCAACUACAAUAAUAUACUUGGCUGGUUCGGAAACUUUUGGUGGGCAAAGAAUACUCAUUCCUCUACGAGCUAUGUAUGCCAACUUAGUUGAUCGCACUUCCUUGUGUAGUCAGAGGGAGCUAUCUGAUUUAGCUGGCCCAGAGUCUCCUCUCUCCUCUGAUUUGCCGCAUCCUCCACCUCCCAAGAGCGAGAAGGAACUCAUUGAGGAAUGGAAAAAAGCAGGGCCUCGUCCGAGGCCGCUGCCUCCACCUCCUGCAAGACCAUUUUAUGCCCAUGAGAAGGAAGGGUGGUAUGGGUGGAUUGGUGAGAAUGACACGGAACCUGAUCCAUCGCCCAUUGAAUUUAGGAGGCAAGCUCACCGAUUGCUCUGGGACGCGCUUGAUUAUUUUGUUUCUGUUCAAGCUGAUGCAUUCUUCCCUGGGUUUCACAAUGACGGGAGUGGUUGGCCAGACUACUCAAGUUUGAUUAUGGGGCACCGGUUAUACCAAACCCCAUCUGGUAUAACCUAUAGGCCUGACAGAAAGACUGUUGCUACACUGUUUGAAAAUGUCAGCGAUCAUCUGUAUCAUCCACCACGGAAUUGGACAAUGGCUGCACGUCAGCAUCUCAAUAACAGUGCACGCAUAGAGGGCAUCAAAAUGUCAGCUACGAUGUCAAAACCUGCAUCUUUUCUUGCACACCCGUUACCGGAGUGCUCUUGCAGAACGGCGAAGUCACCUGUUGUCCAACCGGUGAAAGAUAAGCAUGGUGCGCUCCUUUUUGGAGGUGAAGAAGACUGCCCUGAUUGGAUGGUUCGCACCCUGGCACUCGUGCCUACCAAGAAUAAUGAACCUCAAAGUGAGGAUUACGAGGGUGAGUUGCCCGAAGAUGAUCCUAGCCAAGACACACAGCAGGAAUCUGAUAGAAGCGACACGAAUAAAUCCGAGCAAGAUGAGGAGAUGGACCCCGAUGAUUGAAAAUAUGUGGAGAUGGAGCUUACCCAUUAUGCACUAUGAGGUCCAGAUUAGUCGAGCAACUACCAGCUCCAGAUUACGUAAGCAAGAUCAGCGUACAUUUCGAUGAUCUACUUGGCCAGAGGGCACUUGCUUAUACUGACACAUCAUGGAAGCGUCCAGGCAUGACAGGAAUGCCGUUGACCUUGGAUGCUUGCCUGGAUUAUCUUCGGUAUACGACCUCGAUACAGAAACUAACACUUAGGUUCUUUUAUUUCUACAUUCCUUUCAUUUUUGCUCUUUUGCGGGUACAACCUGAAGAAAUUGUUUCUGUAGAAAUGUCUAACAACAAGGAUGGAAACAUUAAUUUUUGGCGAGCUUGGUUUCUAA
Aegilops tauschii subsp. strangulata is the source of this 2577-nucleotide messenger RNA. RefSeq names its product protein EMBRYO SAC DEVELOPMENT ARREST 30. The record is from RefSeq and is a predicted model, not a curated record. Gene Ontology annotation, cellular component: cytoplasm; Golgi apparatus. Lineage: Eukaryota; Viridiplantae; Streptophyta; Magnoliopsida; Poales; Poaceae.